Galeopterus variegatus (Sunda flying lemur) is the source of this 1667-nucleotide messenger RNA. RefSeq names its product LIM and cysteine-rich domains 1 (gene LMCD1). The transcript has 6 exons. The record is from RefSeq and is a predicted model, not a curated record. Bases 59 to 1153 code for a protein of 364 amino acids. Gene Ontology annotation, molecular function: zinc ion binding. NCBI's taxonomy places the organism in Eukaryota, Metazoa, Chordata, Mammalia, Dermoptera, Cynocephalidae.
GCGCGCCCUCGCGCCUCUGCCUGAGAAGCCAGGCGCUGUCUGUCCGCCCCGGAGGAAGAUGGCAAAGGUGGCUAAGGACCUCAACCCGGGAGUUCAGAAGAUGUCCCUGGGCCAGCAGCAAUCAGCAAGAGGUGUGGCUUGCCUGAGAUGCAAGGGGACGUGUUUGGGCUUCGAGCCACAUUCAUGGAGGAAAAUAUGCAAGUCAUGCAAAUGCAGCCAAGAGGACCACUGCCUAAGCUCCGACCUAGAAGACGAUCGGAAAAUUGGCCGCUUGCUGAUGGACUCCAAGUAUUCCACUCUCACUGCCCGGGUGAAAGGUGGGGACGGCAUCCGGAUUUACAAGAGGAACCGGAUGAUUAUGACCAACCCCAUUGCCACUGGGAAAGACCCCACCUUUGACACCAUCACCUACGAGUGGGCUCCUCCUGGAGUCACCCAAAAACUGGGCCUGCAGUACAUGGAGCUCAUCCCCAAGGAGAAGCAGCCAGUGACAGGUACAGAGGGUGCCUAUUACCGCCGACGCCAGCUCAUGAGACAGCUCCCUAUCUAUGACCAGGACCCCUCUCGCUGCCGCGGACUUUUGGAGAACGAGUCGAAACUGAUGGAAGAAUUUGUCAAGCAGUAUAAGAGUGAGGCCCUGGGCGUGGGAGAAGUGGCCCUCCCAGGGCAGGGCGGCUUGCCCAAGGAGGAGGGGAAGCCACAGGAAAAGCCAGAGGGCGCAGAGACUGCCCCAACCACCAACGGCAGCCUCAGCGACCCAUCAAAGGAAGUGGAAUACGUCUGUGAACUCUGCAAGGGAGUGGCCCCUGCCGACAGCCCCGUGGUCUACGCGGACAGGGCAGGCUACAGCAAGCAGUGGCAUCCCACCUGCUUCGUGUGUGUCAAGUGCUCCGAGCCGCUGGUGGACCUCAUCUACUUCUGGAAGGACGGCGCGCCCUGGUGUGGCCGCCAUUACUGCGAGAGCGUGCGGCCCCGCUGCUCCGGCUGCGACGAGAUAAUAUUCUCAGAGGAGUACCAGCGUGUGGAAGACCUGGCCUGGCACCGAAAGCACUUUGUCUGUGAGGGCUGCGAGCAGCUGCUGAGUGGCCGGGCAUACAUCAUCACCAAGGGUCAGCUCCUGUGCCCCACCUGCAGCAAGUCCAAACGCUCCUGAAGGGCUGCCCACUCACAGCCACAAUCCACAGGAUCCCACCAGGAAGGAGAGCCAGGUGUGCUAAGGCCAUCCUGAGGGUCUGACGCGACAGCCAGCAGGCAACAUAAACAGUGAUUUUUUUUUUCCAGUGGGAAUAUAUACAUAUAUAUAUAUUCUAGGUUGGGUGGUGGUAGAUCCUUGAGGGACAGUAGUUGCAAAACCAGAAAUGUUCUAAGAAGUCUUAGGGUGGAGUUAUUCUUGCUUUUGUUGUUGUUUCCCAGCUACAACCAACGAAGGACACAAAUGGCAUCCUUCAAGGGGCUCUAGAAGGAAUUUUCCAGAAUGCAAUUCCGAGUGAUCGAAUCACAUAGCAGUAGAAUGUGCAUGCUUUUGCGUGGACAGGGGAGCUCCUCCAGGAGCAGGCUGGGUCCCAGCUUUCACUUGUGGCCUCUUUUUCAAAUGGAAUUUGAAUUUCAAAUAAACAACUUUUUUGGCAUGAUAAACAUAUCAAUAAAAGUUUUGUGAGUUCCACAUA